ACGUGGGAGUGCAAAUACUUCUAAAUGAAUAAUCAGAAAGAAGACAUGGAGAUUGCCUCCCAUUAUCAUCAUCUGCUUCAGGAACUCAAUGAACAAAGGCAGCAUGGCAUCCUCUGCGAUGUUUGCAUUAUAGUGGAGGGAAAGAUUUUCAAGGCUCACAAAAAUAUUUUACUUGGGAGUAGCCGUUACUUCAAGACACUGUAUUGUCAGGUGCAGAAGACCUCCGACCAAGCCACAGUCACUCAUUUGGAUAUUGUAACGGCACAGGGCUUUAAAGCCAUCAUUGACUUCAUGUACUCAGCACACCUUGCAUUGACCAGCAGGAAUGUUAUUGAGGUGAUGUCAGCGGCCAGCUAUCUUCAAAUGACCGACAUUGUGCAAGCUUGUCACAAUUUCAUCAAGGCUGCUCUUGACAUAAGCAUAAAGUCUGAUGCAUCCGACGACCUUAUUGAUUAUGAAUUUGGGGCUUCCUCUAGCAGUAGUACGGAUGCUCUGAUUUCUGCUGUUGUAGCUGGUAGGAGCAUAUCUCCCUGGCUGGCUCGACGGACAAGUCCGGCAAACUCUUCUGGAGAUUCGGCUAUUGCUAGCUGUCACGAAGGAGGAAGUACCUGUGGAAAAGAAGAUCAAGAGCCAAAAUCAGAUAGUCACGAUGACAUUUCAUCCCAGUCACUUUGGUCUACUGACUUGGGCUAUGGGACUUUGCGUGUCAAAGAAGAACAGAUCUCUCCACCUCAUUAUGGGGGAAAUGAAUUGCAGUCGGCCAAAGAUAGUGCAAUGCAAAAUGCUUUCUCAGAACAAGGAACUACAGAUGGGUGGCAGCCUACAGGGCGUAGGAAGAAUAGAAAAAACAAGGAUACUGUGCGCCACAUUACACAACAAUUUGGAAGUGACAGCAGGACAACUUCACCAGUGCCUCCCUUUCUAACUGCCCCUGGAUGGCCAUACAGUCAUCAAGAAGCAAGUGUGGAUCUGACAGGGGCAGAGCCCAACAAUUCUGACAACAGAAUAGAGAGAGUGGAUCUUUAUGCAAAGGUUGACGAAGCACUCCUAGGAGGUGAAGUGAGUUAUCUCUCUCAGCCACUUACUCCAGAGAAAGAGGAUGCACUUCAGGCUGUAGCAGUUGCUAACUUGCGGGCAGCUCUUAUGAGCAAGAAUAGCUUAUUGUCCUUGAAAGCUGACCUGCUGGGAGAAGAGAGUUCACUGCUCUUUGAAUAUUUACCCAAAGGCACACAUUCCUUGUCUUUAAAUGAGUUCACGGUCAUCAGGAAGAAGUUCAAGUGUCCUUACUGCAGCUUCUCGGCCAUGCACCAGUGCAUCCUGAAAAGGCACAUGCGGUCCCACACAGGGGAACGGCCCUACCCGUGUGAAAUUUGCGGGAAGAAAUUCACCCGGCGAGAGCACAUGAAGCGGCACACCUUGGUCCACAGCAAAGACAAAAAAUACGUCUGCAAAGUGUGCAGCCGGGUGUUCAUGUCUGCCGCCAGCGUGGGCAUCAAGCACGGCUCCCGGCGCCACGGCGUGUGCACCGACUGCUCCGGCCACGGCCUGGCCGGCCACUUAGAGGUUGGCGGCGGAGACGGGUCCCCGGAGGGCUUGUACGGCCCCUACGCUGAAGACCCCGAGGAUCUCAAGGCGGAAGGAGACGAAGACGUGGGGGAAGAAGAGGAGCUGAAAUGGAAAGAGGAGGCCGAGAUUUCCCAAGACGAGGCGAUUCUGGAAAACGAGAAGGAUGGCAGUGACUCUGGCCCGGAGCAGGAGAACCCUGAGAAGACCAACAAGGAUUUCACUUGGAUUUCUUAG
This is a messenger RNA of Protobothrops mucrosquamatus (brown spotted pit viper), 1800 nucleotides long. RefSeq names its product zinc finger and BTB domain containing 46 (gene ZBTB46). The record is from RefSeq and is a predicted model, not a curated record. Lineage: Eukaryota; Metazoa; Chordata; Lepidosauria; Squamata; Viperidae. Bases 25 to 1800 code for a protein of 591 amino acids. Gene Ontology annotation, biological process: regulation of transcription by RNA polymerase II. Gene Ontology annotation, molecular function: DNA-binding transcription factor activity, RNA polymerase II-specific; protein binding; RNA polymerase II cis-regulatory region sequence-specific DNA binding. The transcript is spliced from 4 exons.